AUGUGUGAUACAAAAAGUGGCAGCCCUGAAAAGGAAAUCAAUUUAAAUGAGUUUUUGGAUUUUUUAAAUCUGUCCUGUCAUGUCAAUGACAUGAUUUCUCAGACAACGACACAAAUCGGAAAGGAUAGUAGUAAUCACUUGCAUCAUCAACAUCAUCAUGGCGUUGGAAAAACUCCAAACACAGGUGCAAUUUCAAAAUCCCAUAAUUCCCAGAAGUCCAUAGAUUUUCAACAAUUGGCCAAUAAUCGUUUGGUAAAUGAUUUAUUUGGUUAUCGAAAUAGUCCGAGGCAAACAACAAAUAUCACCGAUGAGGUGACAGACAGUGGUCCCAGUACUGGUAGUAGUGGAGGAAGUGGUGGUGGUGGUGGUUUUACGACUGAGAUAAACCGUUUGCGCAGACAAAAUUCAAUAACAAUGGCCAAGGCAAAAUCAAGCCAUCCCGGCUCUGAUGGAACUUUACAUCCGAAAUUAAAUGAAAAAUUAGAUUUCAUACUCAAUGAAGGUAUUUUGGAUGCCGUGUUGCCCUUCAUAUGUCCCGUACCAUUGCCGGCUAAUUACAAUAACCGCUUAAAGCCCAAAGGUAAAGAAACGACCGGCAAAGCUUCAUUCACAACUAUAACUGAAGCAAAAAAUACCACAGAAGGCGAAACUGAAGCAUCAACAUCAACAACAGGCAAGGAGUCGAAUACCAAUACUACAAAAUCAUCGGUCAAAGCUCCGACAACAUUAAGUGUGGCAAAAACCAUGACAACUAUCCACACGGGUCCAUCCAACAAAAAGGAACCCGAGGUCAUAAUCCAUGUCUGCGAUGAGGUUAAGAACACCUCCAAAGAUUUCCAGUGUCCUCAGAGUUUGUUAGUCAGCAAGAUGGGCUAUUUUGCCGAUGUUACUGCCGGUCAAAAAUUAGAGGACAUGGACAUAUCCGUACAUUGCGAUAUUCAAAUAUUCGAUUGGCUUAUGAAAUGGGUAAAAUCGGAUUCCAUAUCGAGUGCAGCUGAUCUAUCUGAUGGGCCACCAAAUUUGAAUGUUAAUAAUGUGGUGCCCAUAUUGGUAUCGGCCAGCUUUUUACAGAUGGAACCUUUGCUAUUGGAUUGCCUGAGCUUUUGCCACUCGCGUCUGGGAGAAGUCGUUAAGGCCUCUACAAAUCUGUCGUGCCUCAACGAUUCGAUUAUCACUCGCCUGGCGGAUAUGUUUACAAAUGUCGAAUUGGAAAUGGUGCGUGACAAAAAGGAUCGUUUAUUACCAAGGCUGUGGACGAAACUAAUACAGAGUUUAUGUGAACCAGAACCAGAGGCAUUAAGGGGUCACUAUUAUAGUUUGGCUGGAUUAUUUCGUUGUUCCAAAUGCAAUCGCUGCCUGACCAACACCAUGAAAACCUAUGUCCCUUGUAUACAGGGUAAUGUGCGGCUGAAUCGUUGGGGUCAGCUGAUAAGUCAUCAUGUUCGUGAUACCAUGUGGGAUUUGAAUUUAUACAUUGCCCAGUUAUUUAAAGAGUUGAAAUCAUGGCGUCGUGUCUAUUGGAAAUUAUGGGGUCAUGCCCACUACCUGUACUGUUGUUUGUGCGAAAUGUAUUUUCCUGUUUAUCAGAUGUCUUGGUGUCGUUAUCAUCCUGAGGCGCCAACAUUUCUGGGGCCGGUGACUGAUGGUCGUACAACUGGCCCCGCUGGCCGUUAUCCUUGCUGUGGUCAACAGGCAUUUCGUUUUGAAACUUUACCGGGACCAAAUGGUUGUCAAUUUCGUGAACAUAGCGUUCUUGUGGAAACUGAUCGUGAACGCUCCAUUUUAUCAAUUGUUCAAUUGGCCACUGAGGGACAUGCUCUAGGUGAUUGUCCUCCCCCGAAAAUGUUGGAAACUAUGGCGAGUGGAGAAACGGAAUCCCGCUGGAUGCUUUUAUCGCUAAUGCCGCAACGUUGCCGUCAAGGGCUAUUGCCAGUCAUAAAUCCGGAUGAAUCCCACGGCCGCAUUGCCAGACGUGUACGACCGGCAUCAUCGAAAUUUUUCGCUGACUCUAGCACCGAAACCGAAAGUACCGACAACACUUUGGAAAAUCUAAGAGCCAAUUCACGUAAAUUUGGAUUAGGUGAUUAUGGCAGCAGUUUUUCGACGAGUAGCAGUGAUGGUUGUGAAUCAUCCGAUAGUAAAAUUACCGCACCGAAAAAGACUUACAACAAGAAGAAUAAUCGAAAGAGCAAACAACCUUUAAAUCCUGGUCGCUAUUGGUCCGGCGAAUUGUCGGCACGCAGCAAUCAAGAUAAUCAACGCGAGUUCGAAGAGAAGGUAAUGAAACAGGUUAUUGCGCUGGUGCGAAAAAAGAAUGGCACCGAUGUCAAUGUCAACAAACCGAACCGGCCAUUGGGUGGCAUCUAUGUUAAAUUGGAACAGGAAUGGAAGGACCAGUUGAAACAACGUUUCUACAACAACAACAACAACAACUCGACGGGGAAUACGGCCAACAACGCUCAGGGGAAUGGUAAUAACUGCGGUGGCAGUAUGACAUCAUUGUCGGUAAAGGCUUCACGUAAAAAGGCAGACAAUGCCAAUGGUGGUGGCGGUGGUCAGUAG
Musca vetustissima is the source of this 2562-nucleotide messenger RNA. Its product is annotated as SANT and BTB domain regulator of class switch recombination. The coding region runs from base 1 to 2562 and encodes 853 amino acids. The record is from RefSeq and is a predicted model, not a curated record. The transcript is spliced from 8 exons. Lineage: Eukaryota; Metazoa; Arthropoda; Insecta; Diptera; Muscidae.